AUGUAUGUAAGCAACUAUGAAGAAUUUUGUUUUAAGAUUUUAGCUCUCCAUCUUUCUGUCAUUUGUGCAGCCAUUGUGUAUCCCUCUUUUAAGCAUCCGCUGUCCCGUUUUCUGGCCGUGUUAGACCCACCAGAGGUAGAAUCACUGAUCAAAUGUUACGCGUUCGUUCGAGGAUUAAAGCAAGGUCCCCUUUUCGACGCAUUACAAAUAACACCGCCUAAGGAAUUCGACAACAUCAUGGCCAUACUACCAGGAUAUCUGCAAUUGGAGGAUGCUAAGGCCGCACGAAGGGCCGAGGCCGAUAAACUCCGGGUGAAGAAAGGUGAUAACGGGAUGCACCCCAGUGAUAAACACUCUCAGAGAACACCAUACAAGGGUCUACCGCCAAGAAUACCAGCCAUGGCAGUAGAGACCAGACCUCCUUCUCCAGGACCUGCGCAGACUGAUCGACGCAACAAGGGUGGUGGUGAUAUACGGGAGCGCCAUCCGCUGAAUAGGCCUGCUGACGAAAUCUUCCAUCUUGUUAAAGAUGAAAAUUGGUUCCGAGCUCCGUGGAACUACACCCGUGGUAAUCCCAAACCAGGGAAAAAUGAUUUGUUAUGCGAGUACCAUAACGUUUAUGGACACACGACCGCGAAUUGCGGACAUCUGAUGAACCAGCUGGAGAUAUUGGUGAGACAAGGUUUUUUGGACAGGUUCGUUGCUGGACCUCCGAAGAAAACAAACAGAGAACUGCACAACCGUAAUCAUAAUAAUCAUAGACGCGACGAGAGGGAGCUGAGGAAUGGCGCGGAUGACAGACGCGAAGGAGAACUAAGGAAUGAAAUACCGGAGCGACCACCUUUCCAGAGGGAAAUCCAUAUGAUCGUCGGAGAAAAUGGUACACCCACAUCAAACAGAGCGAAGAAACAACUUGUCAGGGCUGUGAGAACAGGACACUUUAACUCUAAGGUCAUGGCUAUUACCAGCGCAGCCAGCGAACCCACCAUAUCCUUUGGCCCGGAAGAUGCCAGAUCGUUAAUGUAUCCCCACGAUGACGCCUUAGUCUUCUCAACAGACGUGGCUGGAUGCCUGGUCCACCGAGUCUUCGUGGACUCAGGCAGCGCGGUGAAUAUUGUGUACUGGAACUGCUGGAAGGCCCUUGGCUCGGAUGUCAAUGUUGAACCAACGAACGCACCACUCUAUGGAUUCUCGGGAGAAUCAGUAGUACCAGUCGAAAUGGUAGAACUGCCAGUCACCUUGGGACGAUCGCAGGGUUAUAAAACCAGAACAGUCAGAUUCUUGAUCAUAGACGCUCCUAAACCCACGUACAACAUCAUCUUGGGGCGGCCCGCUCUAAACACCUUCAAAGCAGUGGUUUCCACAUUCUACCUCAAAAUGAAGUUUCCGAUAGACGGUGGAAGGAUCGGGGAAGUGUGGGGGGAUCAAGCUACAUCGAAGCAAUGCCAUGUACAAACUUUGACCCAGCAACAAAAGGAUAACAUGGGAGACGACCCCAACACUCGAAAGCAGAAACGAAAGCAAACAAAAAUCCUGGGGGAACUCAAUGAUCAAGGAAAUGAGAAGGUUGGGAUAGUCACCGCGUCAAACCCCGAACGCAGAGAAAUCAUGGAACUUAGAGACGGGAUUGAUAAACAACCCCUUGUAUCCACGAGUGACGCGUGCCUGCUCAUCGAACUUUUUCCUGACAAGGAGGGAUACACCACCAAGAUUGGAGCAGAAAUGACACCCGUCCUCCAAAGGGAAGUCACCGCAUGCCUGCGCAGGAAUGCGGAUGUGUUUGCAUUCAAUACUUCUGACCUCAAAGGGAUCGACAGAGAGCUAGCUGAACAUCGUCUUAAUGUGGACCCGAUGGUCAAACCCGUCAAACAGAAAACAAGACACUUCGGCGCGGAGAAGGACGCCGCAAUUCGGGAACAGGUCCAGACCCUCCUGGAAGCAGGACACAUCACAGAAAUCCAGUAUCCCGAGUGGAUAUCUAAUGCAGUCAUGGUAGAGAAGAAAGCCAAAGUGUGGAGAAUGUGCGUGGACUAUAGAGAUCUUAACGCAGCUUGUCCUAAGGAUUGUUACCCACUCCCUCGGAUAGAUCAGCUAGUGGACGCUACUUCAGGGUGUGAACUCCUGUCCAUGAUGGACGCUUACCAAGGAUACCAUCAAGUGAAGAUGCACUCGGGGGAUGUCGCUAGAACUGCCUGCGGAUGGGAAAGCAUGCCUUUCGGCCUCAAGAAUGCAGGGGCCACGUACCAGCGUAUGAUGGACAAGAUUUUCAGGACACAGCUAAGGAGAAAUAUAUCGGUGUAUGUUGACGAUAUGCUGGUGCGCAGCAUCAAAGCCAGUUCUCACGUGGCUGAUCUGGAGGAAACCUUUUCGGUAGUCCGCAAGAAUAGACUAAUGCUCAACCCCGCCAAAUGCACCUUUGGAGUGCAAUCAGGAAAGUUCUUGGGUUACAGGGUAACACCAGAGGGAAUUGAAGUUAAUAUUGACAAAGUCAAAGCCAUCCUGAACAUGACACCACCCAGGAAUGUCAAAGAAAUUCAAACACUCAAUGGUCGGAUUACCGCACUGAGUCGGUUCAUCUCACGCUCAGCUGAGCGAAGUCUCCCGUUCUUCAAAGUUCUAAGGAAAGGAAGUCGAUUCGAAUGGAGCAGUGAGUGCCAGAGAGCUUUCGAGGACCUAAAAUCCAACCUCACCAAACUACCAGUACUAACAAAGCCUUCUUCAGGAGAACCACUGUACCUAUAUAUCUCUGCGGGAAUUGAAUCUCUGAGCUCAGUGCUGGUCCGAGAGGAGAACCGGCAACAAAAACCGAUAUACUUUGUAAGCAAGGUCAUCCAAGGUGCAGAGCUACGCUAUACUGAGGUUGAAAAAACCGCGUACACAAUCAUGAUCACGGCCAGAAAGUUGAGGCCAUACUUCUUAUCACACAAGGUCAUUGUGAGAACAAUAAUACCAUUCAGACAAAUCUUAGGGCGACCGGAUCUAGCGGGGAAGAUGGUGAAAUGGGCCAUAGAGCUCGGAGAGUACGAGGUCGAGUUUGAGCCGCGCACUACCAUUAGAGCGCAGGCACUGGCGGACUUCAUUCAAGAAGCAACAAGGUGGCCUAUGAGGGGACCGUGGACAGCACAGGUUGAUGGGUCGGUCACCAAAGAAGGGUGUGGGGUGGGAAUCUACAUCACCUCGCCCGAAGGGGAAGUCUACCAAUUCGCUAUCAAGUUUGAAGAUAAGCUAUCCAAUAACGAAGCCGAAUAUGAAGCAGUGCUAAGGGCAGCCCACAUACUCAGAGAACUCAGAGCCGACAAUGCAGUGAUUAAAACUGACUCUCAAUUGGUGGUGAAACAGUUAACAGGAGGUUACGGGAUAAAAGAAGAGAGAAUGAAACACUACUUUGACAAAGUCCAGGAGAUUGGGAAAAAGUUUGAGAAAUUUGAAAUACAACAAGUGCCGAGAGAAGAAAACCAACGAGCAGACCUCCUGGCCAGAGUAGCCAGUGCAGUCGAACAAACGUGGAGCGAGGACAUUACCUUGGUGUUCGAACCUAAGAGAGCGGUGGUGGCGCAGGUAUACAACAUUGAAACCAAGGAUGAUUGGAGAACACCCAUCAUAUACUAUCUGAAAAAUGGUAAACGAAUGGAAGAGGAUACUUCACGGUGUGCCAAAUACGAGAAUUACUGCCUCAUCGACGAUCAGCUCUACAAGAGGUCUUUCACACAUCCAUUUUUGAAAUGUCUGGCCCCAGAGGAAGCACAGUUUGCUUUAAAAGAGAUCCACCAAGGGUGCUGCGGUAAUCACGGUGGACACAGGGAUUUGACAAGGAAGAUAAUCAGAGCAGGAUUCUACUGGCCCGGAAUCAGCAAAGAAUCGAAAGCCUUCGUGCAAAAAUGUGAGGCUUGUCAGAAACACGCUCCCAAAAUCAACAUACCUGGGGAGGGAAUGGGGAUCAUGCAUGCUGCGCAUCCUUUCGACAAAUGGGGAAUCGACAUUGUGGGUAAAUUACCAACUGCUCCGGGAGGCAAGUGCUUCCUCAUAGUUGCCGUAGACUACUUCUCUAAGUGGAUCGAGGCGGAAGCUGUCACCAAAAUCGAUGAUAACACAGUGGAAAAGUUCAUAUGGAAGAACAUCUGUUGUCGAUAUGGGGUGCCAAGGAUUUUGGUUUCGGACAACGGAACCCAGUUCACAAGCAAGAAGAUCGAAGAUUUUUGUUCUCGGAUGGACAUCACACAGAAAUUUGUGUCAGUAGCCCACCCUCAAGCCAACGGACAGGUAGAAUUGGCAAAUCGCACCAUAUGUGAAGGGAUCAAGAAGAGACUCGAACGAAGCAGGGGACGAUGGGUUGAGGAGCUAGAUACAGUGUUAUGGGCACUUAGAACCAGCCCGAAAACCGCAACCGGAGAGGCUCCUUUCACUUUGGUAUACGGGUCGAACGUUGUGGUACCUGCUGAGGUAAGGCUGGAAUCUCAUCGGGUUACUACCUAUGACACUGCACAGAAUGAGGAACUGCGCCGACUGGACUUGGAUCUGAUUGAGUUACAUAGAGAUGAAGCACAAGUAAGAGCGGCAAAAUACAAGAGCAUUGUUAAGGCUGGUUACGACAAGAAAGUAAAGCUGCGCAGACUUGGGAAGGGAGACUUGGUACUCAAACGGGCAGACGCCUUGAAGCCCGUAGGGAAAUUUGAAGCUAACUGGGAAGGUCCUUUUGUCAUCACGAAAGUCUUGGGAGGAGGAGCUUAUCACCUAGCAGACCAAGAAGGGCGGCCUCUUACCAGGCCAUGGAACAUAAGUAACCUCAAGAAAUUUUACGUGUAA
Molecule: messenger RNA, 4803 nt
Organism: Salvia miltiorrhiza (redroot sage)
Lineage: Eukaryota; Viridiplantae; Streptophyta; Magnoliopsida; Lamiales; Lamiaceae
Exons: 1
Coding region: 1-4803 (1600 amino acids)
Biological process (GO): DNA integration
Molecular function (GO): nucleic acid binding; RNA-DNA hybrid ribonuclease activity
Source: RefSeq, a predicted model, not a curated record